This is a messenger RNA of Cuscuta campestris, 1373 nucleotides long. The record is from the annotation of a GenBank genome assembly. Lineage: Eukaryota; Viridiplantae; Streptophyta; Magnoliopsida; Solanales; Convolvulaceae.
GCACAGCAGCAUCCCAUUAUCAAAGGGGCUCAUGGAUAUGUACGGGGCUUCUUAAGAUUUCUGAUCCACGAAGCUGGUUUUCCUGAAUCUGAAGAACCCUCUUGAUAUCACUCUAUGGAACGGUCUCAUGGCGGCUUACACGGGUCACUCCGUCUUCACCGAAGCUCUUCAGCUCUUUCGCAAAUUAUUACUCUUAUCCCCUUUUCUCAAGCCUGAUGGGUACACUUAUCCCAGUGUUCUCAAGGCGUGUGGGGGUCUGGGAUGCCACGACGCGGUGUACGGAAGGAGUGUUCAUGGUCGCGUGAUCAGGACUGGGUUUUUGUCUGAUGUUGUUGUGGCGAGCUCUGUGGUGGGAAUGUAUGCCAAAGGGGGCAACUUUGGAUCUGCCACGGAUGAGGCUUCUUCAUUUGGACAGGGAGAGAAGAUCUAUGAAGAGCUGGCAAAUGACGGGUUUGCCUUUGAUGGGCUCGUUGCCUCUGCUCUUGUGGACAUGUAUGGGAAAUGUGGUCAUAUGGAGAAGGCAGAAGAUAGGAUGAAUGGUGAAGAUAUGAAACCUUCUUUGACAACCUUGAGCAGCUUGCUAUCUGCUUGUUUCAGAUCAGCCCAACUGUGUCACAGAAAAUUUGUUCACGCUUACAUCAUCAGACACAGAAUAGAAACUGGCACAUUUCUUCAAUGCAUACUUAUCGAUCUAUACCUCAAAUGUGGAAGCGUCGAGGCUGCCAAACAAGUCUUCAUUACAACCCCAAAAGGGGAUGAGAACACAAUGUCUCUGGCUGCACUAGAUAUUGGGAGAGAAGUUCACAAGAGCAUUGUUGCACAAAAGUUGGAUUCAAGUGAAAUAGUCAUGGGAGCACUCCUUGAUAUGCAUGCUAAGUGUGGUGCCUUGAAUGAAGCUCUUGAAGUGUUCCACCAUCUUCCUUGGAGAGACAUUGUAUUGUGGACCUCUAUGCUCGUGGCUUAUGGGUCCCACGGCCAAGCAGUUGAAGCUUUACGCCUCUUCAAUGAAAUGCUCCAACAGUGUAAUGUUAAACCAGACAAAGUCACAUUCCUUGCAAUGGUUUCAGCUUGCAGCCACGCGGGAUUAGUUGCCGAAGUUGCCACUAUUUUAACCUAAUGGGAAGAAGAAGGUAUAGGGGAGGAAGUUGCAGAACUUCUUAUAUAGAAAGACUGUGAUGAUCCCUCAACUUGUGUGGUUAUGGAAAACAUGUUUGCAAGUAGGAAGCAAUGGGGCAAAGUGUUGGAUAUAUGAAUGGAGAUGAGAGAACUUGGGUUGAGGAAAAACCCUGGUUGUAGCUGGAUUGAGAUUGACCAGAGAAAAUGCACAUUCUUUGUUGAUGACCAAUCAUUUCCUACAGUAGAAAUGGUGUAUG